Parnassius apollo (apollo) is the source of this 609-nucleotide messenger RNA. The record is from the annotation of a GenBank genome assembly. Lineage: Eukaryota; Metazoa; Arthropoda; Insecta; Lepidoptera; Papilionidae.
AUGUUAGCCCUUUUCUACGCUACUGAAUUGAACAUAACGAAGUUUACGGAAACGAAAAUGUUUCGCUACUUGGUUUUGUUCUAUUUCGUCGGCCAGCUACAUAACGCUCAGGGAAGCGCAGUAAACAAUGAUGUGGUUAACGACAAACAACUGUUAUUAGCAUUUGUUGUCAACCGGCAUGGAGAACGGACGCCUGACGCUGAUGAACUGUCGCUUUCCAACGAAAAAGAGAAACUGAGAAAGCUUACAAGUAUUGAAGGUCUCGAAGGACUAACAAAUGCUGGCAAACGUACAGCCUUCCAAAUCGGAAAGUUUAUCCGACAACGUUAUGGCUCCCAAGGAUUGAAGAUGUUAUCAAACAUCUAUCUUCAAGAUGAGAUAUCACUUAGGAGUACGGACAAAGAGCGGACAAAAAUGACGGCCGAAGUCGCAAUGGCGGCCGUGUACCCCCCAGAAAAACCUCAACAGUGGGACGAAGGUUUGGGCAAGGUUUGGCAGCCGGUUCCAUACACUGCCGUGCCUUUACGGGAAGACUAUCUGCGCUAUUACUCCAACUGCGAAAAGUUUAAAGAAUUAAUGGAAAAAGCUAAAAAAAGAAUCGAUUUAUGA